Messenger RNA from Cicer arietinum (chickpea), 1122 nucleotides. The record is from RefSeq and is a predicted model, not a curated record. Lineage: Eukaryota; Viridiplantae; Streptophyta; Magnoliopsida; Fabales; Fabaceae.
UACUUCAACUUCAAUAUAUGAAUUCUACAUCUCCCUUUCAACUCGUCAUUAUCAUCACACCUUUUUAAAUUCAGUUCAGCUUGUAGGACUCUGCCAUACUUUUCAACAACAAUUUUUUUUCCCAAGAUUUUCAGUGGAAGAAUAAUUAAGUUGUGAGUAAGAGAAACAAUUAAGGAAAAGCAAUGUCUGGUGUAUCCCAAGCUGUGUCUGGUGGUGGAAUUGAAGCAGAAAAAAGGCAAGAACAUGGUAGCAUGACAAUGAUGGGUUCAUUACGUGUAAUAGAACUUCAACUUGUUGCAUUCGUAUUAGUUUUCUCAGCAAGUGGUCUUGUCCCUCUUCUUGAUCUACUCUUCCCUCUCUUUGUCUCUUUUUAUCUCUUAACACUCUCACAUUUUACAUUUCCCUCGUACCAUCGCGGAUUGUCCCAGAAUAUUUUUCAUGGUAGCAAGCUUUUUCAACUCUAUGUUAUUGUUGGAACAACAGUGGGAUUGUUCUUGCCUUUGGCUUAUGUGUUGGGUGGAUUUGGAAGAGGGGACAAACUUGCAGUGAGAUCUGCGAGCCCACACCUAUUUUUUAUAUCUUUUCAAAUACUUACUGAAAAUAUAGUAAGUGGGUUGUCAAUGUUUUCACCUCCUGUUAGAGCAUUGGUUCCUUUGAUUUAUACAGUAAGGAGAAUCUUUGUGGAUAUUAACUGGAUACAUGAUGUUUGGCUCAACAUUACUUUGCCAGAAAAUGCACCCUUGAAGGACAAAGCAUGGUUUGGGUUCGGGAGGGUUCUGGCUGUGGCUAACCUGGUUUAUUUCUCCAUUAAUCUCUUUGGAUUCUUGAUCCCAAGGUUCCUUCCAAGAGCUUUCAAGAGCUAUUUCCAAGAGAGGGGAGAGGUUUAUGCUAAGGCAGCUGAGGACAAAGUACAUGGGGUCAUAGACAAAUCCAAUGUACCACAUAAAGAAUCAUCAAAUUUACGCAUUUAAUUUUUCAAACAUCUCUUGUUAUUCCAAACAGCUUAGCACUUUUUUUUUUUCCCUUGUAAACUAAGAUGUGUGUGUAUAGCAUCUAAGAUAUGCAUAUAGCUUUCCGUUAUGUCAGUAAUACUUUAAAUAAGACUUAGGUAUUAUAUUUUUA